AUGGCAGAAGUGAAGCUUUAUGGUAGUUGGUCAAGCCCAUUUAGCCACAGAAUAGAGGUUGCUUUGAAACUCAAGGGCGUUGAGUACGAAUUCAUAAGCGAAGAUGUACACAACAAGUCCCCUUUGCUGUUAAAGUACAACCCAGUUCACAAGAAAAUUCCUGUGUUAGUACACAAUGGCAAGCCAAUCUGUGAGUCUCUGGUGAUUCUUGAAUACAUUGAUGAAACCUGGGAAGAAGGCCCUUCUCUUUUACCUAAAGAUCCUUAUGAGAGAGCCAUGGUGCGCUUCUGGGCUAAGUUAUUGGAUGAAAAGGGUUUGCCUGCAAUGCUGAAAGCUUGUUUGCGCAUAGGAGAGGAGCAAGAGAAGGCCAAGGAAGAAUCGACUGAACUUCUGAAAUUUCUCGAGGGCACACUUUCUGGCAAUAAAUUCUUUGGGGGUGACACUAUUGGAAUGGUUGAUAUAGUUGCCAAUUUCAUGUCAUACUGGUUUAUAAUUUGGCAAGAAUUGGCAGGAUUACAAGUGUUGACUAAAGAAAAAUUUCCAAAGUUAGGUGAAUGGAUGGAUGAGUACCUAAACUCUGACAUUAUAAAGGAAAAUCUGCCUCCCAAAGAUAAGUUGACUGAAUAUUUCCAAGCUCGUUUUGAAGCUACUGCUGCUGCUAAUGCCGCCGCUGCCGGUGGUGGUGGGUUACCCAAAUGA
Molecule: messenger RNA, 699 nt
Organism: Fraxinus pennsylvanica
Lineage: Eukaryota; Viridiplantae; Streptophyta; Magnoliopsida; Lamiales; Oleaceae
Source: the annotation of a GenBank genome assembly